CGUUUAUAUUAAGCUGUAAAUAAAAUGAUAACUUUAAGGUGUGGGAAGCAAUUGCAGCGCAAAUUUAGCGUUAUUCCGUAAUUCCUUUCCAACGGUAUCCGAUGCUGCAAAAGCUGAAAGUUGUGCUGGAACGCCAGCGUCUAACAGCUUUUGUUUCAGUUCAGGAAACAUGUUGUUCUGCAGAAGAAGGAUGCUGACAAAAAUGUCUUCGGCAAAUACCACAGGAAGGUCUUUCGCGAGGGUGAAUGUAUCAAUAAUAACCUGGCAGAUAUCAAAUUUUAAUAAAUAGGAGCAGUAAUUCCAAGACGCGUCGUCUGACUUGGACCGAAUGAGAAGUUGUUUUGCGAUGGCGAGGUACAACCGCUUGACUUCCAAAGAAACAUUAUUGUCUUGACUUGUGUCCCAAGUAUGAAGAAUCUCCAAGACCUGAUUCUCGUUCACGAGGAUCAUGACAAGCUCUGUUCAUUUGGGCGUUAGCAACGUCAAUCAUACAUUUGCAGGCAUUCUUUAACACAUACCAUUGAUGCACAACCGUAGACAGGAUAUUGCCAGAUAGUGAAUCUGUGUGUGAGAAGCUGUCGAAGCCUUUUUUAAAAGAUCAAUGAGGAAAGGGGCUACGUGUUUACGAUUCGGUUCUAAAGCCUUGUUAAUAAUCAUUGGGCGUAAACACGUGCGCAAUAGUUACUCACCAGAAAUGCAGAAAUGUCUAAAUGAAGCCAAACACCCGUGCAGAAUCUCCAUAUCGCCAGCGUUAGAUCUCGUGACCUCCAUUAUCUUAGGUACGAAGUUUCGUUGUACAAAGACCUGAGCGGACCGUUCUGUUUUAUUAAUAAGCUGUGCCAAUACAAGAUAUACAACAUGAUCUUACCGCUCCGAGACAGGUUGCCGAUAAGCAGCAAUACAGAGGCCGUCAAUGUAGUGUCCUUGUUCAUAAAGCCCCAGCAAAAAUUCACAACAGAUUUGGGUUCAUAGUUUACCAAUGAUAAACACUCAUCGUUCUCGCCAAGAAGAGGGAGCAGCAGCAAAGCACGUUGCCGCGCCUGUGCGUCGGUUACUAAAAGCAUCGCUUGGACACAUUUCACAAGCGUCAAAAUAUCUGACAGGAUAUUGCUGGCCAAAACCGCAUUGCUGAACAUUUUUUGGAACACAGCAGGCCACGCGGCAUCUUCGACAGUGAUCAUUUCGGGUAAUAAUUUAGCGGCAAGAUAAACUGAUUCAGGGUCCUCGGUAAAAGGAGCCAGUAUCUCGAACAAGUUAAAGAAUAUAAAAUUAUACUGUGAUGCAUCGGAAUUUGGCUUUUGGGAUUCUGCACACCAAUAUUGCAGGAUGGAGUUCAACAAGCCGGUCGAUGCUGCUGCGGGAUGUAGUUUUUCUGUAUCAAUAAGUACAUUAUGUACAGCGAUACAGCAAAGUGUCUUCGCCGAAUCGUGACCCUUGAAAAUGCGGUGUAGUAUUGAAAAGCCAUUUAACUUUGCAAAAAGCUCGCGAUUGCUGGGUUCGUUACUGCAUACGUUCGCGAGAAAUCGUACAAUUUGUUGAAUCAUGUCUUCCGUCAUGAAAGGAGCGCUUUGAAGAAAGAUCAAUGCAUCUUCUAGUUCACGUUGAAACAAAAGUCGUUUACCCUCUUCACGAGAUUCGUCCGCCAACCGUUCCCACUUUUUUAAGGCUGCUCGAAAGGGCACAAUUGUGACAUUUCCCUCACCGAAAUCCAUUUUCAAUGACAAUUCAAACAAAUAUCGCAAAUUCCGCAGUAAACCAACUCAACGACUCUAUAAAUAGGAAACUCCGUUUAUGCCAAAGCAAGUCCAAAAAAGACCUCAGCAGCAAUCUAUAAGUAGCAAAAACUUAACGAAAAAAAUUAACUAGAAAGUUCCAAAAUCUGCAGCCAAAUUAAUGUCUCAGAACAAACUCGUCCUAUUAGGCUGCAAACAGAAGCGAAAUCGACUGUUUUAACGUACGAGCGACAAUUGAGAACCAGAAUUCUAGACACAGGACAAUUGUGAACGUGUAGAAUUUAACGCGUGGCAUUUAACGUCGUUUAAUGGGUCCUAACGAGGUGGGGUCACCCCACCCCCAAGGUAAACUCACCACCAUAAUCGUCGUCGAAGAGGCAAAUCGAGAUGAUAAUGACUUAGCAGGGCUGCCAGCUGUCAGCCUAAAUCCUUCCAAUGUCUUCAGAAACAAAACGUGGACGGCCUCCUACUAGGCGACAACACCUCUUCACGAAAGAUUUAAAGUCAUUAAUGUUUGCGUUUGGUGACGACAUAAACCCCGCGCCCGACAGUGUGAACGUCCUUGAGGAAAUCGUUGUGGACUACAUCAAUGAAAUGUGCCUUGAAGCCGCCCGGAUUGCCGGUAAUCGGAACAAAGUGAAAGUUGACGAUUUCAAAUUUGCUCUGAGAAACGACAGCAAAAAGCUCGGCCGUGUGGAAGAGCUCCUUGUUUUACAGAAGGUUAUUGCAGACGCACGCCGUAUCGUCGACUGCAACGCAGAUACUUAACGUUACUGUGUCAAAGAAUUACCUUAUUUUCUUUCAUAGGCGACCGGAUUGCACACCAUCGUAAGUCGAGCAAAGACAAACAUACAGCAAACGCAUAGAUAUACAAAUACAGACUCACUCAUGAACAAUAAUCAUAUCUUCUUUCUUCAA
Schizosaccharomyces japonicus yFS275 is the source of this 2651-nucleotide messenger RNA. RefSeq names its product transcription factor TFIID complex subunit Taf13. NCBI's taxonomy places the organism in Eukaryota, Fungi, Ascomycota, Schizosaccharomycetes, Schizosaccharomycetales, Schizosaccharomycetaceae. The transcript is spliced from 3 exons. Gene Ontology annotation, molecular function: protein heterodimerization activity. Gene Ontology annotation, cellular component: transcription factor TFIID complex; nucleus. The record is from RefSeq and is a predicted model, not a curated record. Bases 2169 to 2501 code for a protein of 110 amino acids. Gene Ontology annotation, biological process: transcription by RNA polymerase II; transcription initiation at RNA polymerase II promoter.